Messenger RNA from Striga asiatica, 2820 nucleotides. The record is from the annotation of a GenBank genome assembly. NCBI's taxonomy places the organism in Eukaryota, Viridiplantae, Streptophyta, Magnoliopsida, Lamiales, Orobanchaceae.
GUCAUUUGUCAUCUCUCACCUCCCAUCCCUGUCCACCGAAUGAGCCUUCUCCUCUGAAAAUCACAAAAAUAUCACUAUCUGCUUUUUAAUUAGGGUUUUUUCUUGCUGUUUUCUUGUUUUUCCCCCUUUUUUUAUCACUAAAAUACAUAAACUUUAGCUUGCUAUGAGUCAAUGGAGUUUCUUGAAUCUGAGGAAAAUGUUUCGAUUUUUUUUAUGUUAGUUCAGGCAGCCGCAGAUCUGUGAACGUUAAGGUAAGAUACAAACAGUUGAUCGAUCGGGCUUCGUAAAACCUCGUGGCAAGUUGAGAUUUGCACCACAUAUGCUGCAAUCUUGUUUCAUCAAAGCUUUUUCCUGAAAAAAUGAGCCUGUUUGGCUGCCUAAUCUGGAGUAUUUUAAUUUGAGUCGAUCCAUAAAAAAACAAUAAUGGACUCCUUCCGCCAAAACUGCGAAAUAACCGAGGUGAAGGACGAAAAAUCUCCGAGAAAGGGGCACAGCAAAGCUCUGGAAGAUGACAUCAACAAGCUUUUCGAGUCGGUCAAUAUUAGGCUAACUAAGAGCCUCGAUUUAUCGGAUACGAGGCGAAACCCUUCGAAGAAGCCGAUGAAGGGAAAAUUGGGCAAUAAUGGCAUGAAUUCACCGGGAAUUGGGUUUUCCGAGUCUGUCUCGCUAAAACAGGCGCUUAGAGGCCUCUGCAUAUCUCAGGCAGCCGAAAUGGCUGCCUUAAAGCGUUUAUCCAUGCCGGCAUCUCCAAGAAUCUCGGAAGCUGGAAAAAUCGGUAAUUUUUAUAAAUUAGUCGAAAAUGGUGAACCGGGAUGCUCCCCACUUGCCGACCGGGAAAGGAAAAUCGGGAUUUUUAUAGGUGGGCAAGAAAGUAGGUUGAAUUCGAAUUCGAAUUCCCCGCGUAUGGUGAAAUCAGCUACCCAAAGCUACAAUGCUUCUCCUUGUUUGGAAGUUGAAAAGAAUUCGGAAAAAGUGGAAAAUAAUUGUAGAGAAAUAGAAUCGAGUGGUCCACUGGCUGAAUGUUGUACUAGUGUUCAAGAACCUAAUACAAAGAGUGAAGAGUCGCCUAUUGUGAAUAAAGAGAUUGUAAACGAGCCGGAGAUUGAUGUAAAUGUAGUGGGAAAAAAAGGUUCAGAGAAAAAAGAUAAUAGUUUUUCCUAUCAAGAGAAGAAAGUUCUUGGUUCUUCAAACAAGGUAGCAAGUGUUUCGAGUAAGAAACCUUCAAUUUCCUCAAAAUCGAGACAAAAAUCGCAGUCUUCGUCAUCCAGCGUGGCGAAAUUCAAGAAAGACUCGAAGAGUUCAGGUGGAAGCUCGACACGUUCGGUCAAACCAGUAAUCAUAACCAAGAGUCUUGUCAUAAAGAAACCGAAGAAGGCCAAUCUGAAAGCAACACACCGAGUAAAUAGUGCUAAUGAAGACGAAAAUUCUGGAGCUUUGAUCUGCCACAAGUGCCAGUGUUCGUUGAGCCACAUGGAUGAUGAAGAUUCACAGAUUACAAAUAAUCCGAAAAAACUCGCUGAAAAAAGGGAAAUCUCACAGAGCUCGAAAAGCAGCGCGUGCGAUUUUUUCAGCACGAGUACCACCACUAGCAAUCUGAGUGACGAUAGCAAUCUGAGUGGUGGGCCCGCUUGUCGUAAUAAUCGGCCCCACAUGUCGAGGGAUGUGAGGUGGGAAGCAAUAAACCGUGUGAGGAAAGAGAAAGGAUUUCUUAAUCUGAGCAACUUUAAUUUGUUGAAGAAACUUGGCUCGGGAGAUAUUGGGACGGUUUAUCUUGCUGAGCUGGCAGGGACUGGCUGCCCGUUCGCGAUAAAGGUGAUGGAUAACGAGUUUCUUGCGAGAAGGAAGAAAAUGCCGAGGGCAAAGACUGAGAGGGAGAUUCUUGGAAUGCUGGACCACCCGUUUUUACCGACACUUUAUGCUCAGUUCACGUCGGAUAAUUUGUCGUGUCUCGUUAUGGAGUUCUGUCCAGGUGGCGAUUUGCACGUGCUUCGCCAGAAGCAGCCGGGCCGGUGUUUUCCUGAAGAUGCUGCAAGAUUCUACGUGGCCGAAGUCCUCCUAGCCCUCGAGUACCUCCACAUGCUCGGAAUCGUUUACCGUGACCUCAAGCCCGAAAACAUCCUCGUCCGUGAAGACGGCCACAUAAUGUUGACCGAUUUUGACCUCUCCUUAUGCUGCCCCGUCACCCCAACCCUCGUCCCUUCCUCCUUAUCCCCACCUCCCGACCCUCACAGGCCCUCGGGCCAAUGCGCGGGCUCAAGCUGCAUCGACCCAUUCUGCUCCGGGCCCGCUUGCCGUGUCUCAUGCUUCGGCCCGUGGGCCAGGCGGGCCCGGCCCGAAUCCAAGGCCCGCCGGACCCUUCCUCAACUCGUCGCCGAGCCAACCGAAGCCCGGUCAAACUCGUUCGUCGGGACCCACGAGUAUUUGGCUCCGGAAAUUAUCAAAGGGGAAGGGCACGGGAGCGCGGUCGACUGGUGGACGCUCGGGAUUUUUCUUUACGAGCUUCUGUACGGUAAGACGCCGUUCAAGGGCGCGGAUAACGAGGAGACUCUGACGAAUGUUGUGGUUCGGGAGCUCGGUUUUCCGGAGGGCCCGCAGAUCGUGGGGUUCAGGGCCAGGGAUUUGAUCCGAAGGCUGCUGGUGAAGGAGCCUGAAGGGAGGCUAGGGGCAGUUUCGGGCUCGGGUGAGAUAAAGAGGCACGCGUUCUUCGAGGGGAUUAAUUGGGCGCUCGUGAGGUGCGGGGCUCCGCCGCGGGUCCCGGAGGCUUACGAUUCGGAGGGGUCGUUUGGCGGCGGCGGUGGGGAGUUCGAGUUGUUNGUUUAG